CUGUUUUCUCAUUACGCGGGAAGCAACGACGCGUCCACCGGAAAGUCUGAAUUACUUAUCUAUUAAAAGCAGAUACGAACUGAAAAAUGGUCGAGCGGAUCGAGGAUCUUAAUUUGCCAAACGCCGUGAUUGCCCGGCUUAUCAAGGAGUCGCUGCCGGAGUCGGCCAGCGUCAGCAAGGAGGCUAGAGCUGCGAUUGCUCGUGCAGCAUCCGUAUUCGCAAUUUUUGUGACCUCCUCAUCGACGGCCCUAGCACACAAGCAAAACCACAAGACGAUUACAGCCAAGGAUAUCCUACAGACUCUCGGCGAGCUGGACUUUGAGAGCUUCGUACCAUCGCUCACACAAGACCUUGAAGUCUAUCGCAAAAUGGUUAAGGAAAAAAAGGAAAUCAAGGCCAGCAAGAAGGACACGAGCACCACCGAAAACGCGAACGCCAGCACUACCGCACCCACCGAGGAAGCGACCAACGAGUAAUCGCCCAAAGUCUUUAUUACCCGGAACUAUUACCAAUUUUAGUCCUUAAGCAUAAAGCUAGUAUAUAGCAUAAGUGAAGUACAUUAAAUAUAAUCAGUAUCUGAG
This is a messenger RNA of Drosophila ficusphila, 581 nucleotides long. RefSeq names its product DNA polymerase epsilon subunit 3 (gene Chrac-14). The transcript has a single exon. Lineage: Eukaryota; Metazoa; Arthropoda; Insecta; Diptera; Drosophilidae. The record is from RefSeq and is a predicted model, not a curated record. Bases 87 to 476 code for a protein of 129 amino acids. Gene Ontology annotation, molecular function: protein heterodimerization activity; chromatin DNA binding. Gene Ontology annotation, cellular component: epsilon DNA polymerase complex; CHRAC. Gene Ontology annotation, biological process: heterochromatin formation; leading strand elongation; DNA damage response.